CGUGCGCAUUCACGCUUUCGCGCAAGCUUUGCAUUUGUAGCGAGGAGGGUACCAAUCAAUGCUGGAGCAGAAUGAAUGGGAGAGAUUAGAUCAGUGUGUGACUUUUAGACGAAUUUGUUUACACUUCAAGGUCAAGUAGUCAGCAAAGCUACAAUACAACCACCGUGGUGUGCACACCGUAGAAGUGUUAAUUCAUCAUAGAGCAUAGAGCAAGGACCAGAGCAAGGUCUAUCUUGUUAUAAUAAUGUAAACUGACUGAAACUGCCAUGGCCUACUGCUGUACAUGGCUGUACUAGCUAAGCUUAAAUCCUGAAAUAGUUUGCAAAUGGAAGUCGUAAGUAAGUCAGUGCGUGUAGAUGUUGGCAGGAUUCAAACUGUGACUGCAAUUCCAAUGAAACCUUCUCAUUCGUGCUUCCAAGAACAGAUUCUUUAAAUCCAACCCUUCUUAUCCGUGUAAAAAGUCAGUUUUACUGGCAAGAUCUUUUCGAAUGUUAAAGCAAUAAACACCUCUAUAGUGUGUGCUUGAAACACAUCUUGCACACAGUCUAGGCCUACAUGUUAAAAAAAAAAAACAAUUUCCACCAACAAUAUUCGUAGAACAGUGGUCAGGAAAACAAACUGAGUAAGUUUUAAAAAACAAAUUCAUCUAAGUUGUCUUCCCAUCCAUCGUGAGCUUCCAAACACCUACGUGGAUACUCGCAAACAGACUCCUGAACUACAUGAUACAAACAAAUAACUUUGAAGGCCUUGUUGCAGUGUAGUUCAUGCUAUUGUGUUGGGGGUGCAGAGCUCGAAGAGGGAUUGUCAUCACCUCACACUGUUCUAGCCAGUCAUGGUUUGUGAGCUGUAGCCACAGGAUCAUCAGAUACAAUGUUCAAGAAACUCAAGAAAGGACGGGAUAAGGAGGGAGAAUGGGGUAAGAAUGAUGACAAGUUGAUCCAGGCUGUAGAAGCUGGGGACAUUGAGAAGCUUCAAGCAGCCUUAGCCAAGAAAGGAACCUCACCAAUCAAGAUGGAUCCAGACGGAAGAGUCCCGUUACAUCUGGCUGCUGAGCUGGGUCAAUUUGGCUGCCUGGAUAUUAUGAUUCAGCUUGGGACGACUGUUGCUGCUGCAGACAGUCAAGGCUGCACAGUGUUGCAUUAUGCAGCGAUGGGCGGCCAUACAGACUGUGUGCAACGUCUUGUUCAGGCUGGGGCACCGUUGAAUGCCAAGGAAGUCACAGGGAAGACUGCUCUCCAUCUAGCUGUUCUUGGAGGCCACUCGGACUGUGUGAAGAUUCUUCUGAAGGCAAGAGCUUCUGUCGACACAUCAGAAGAAUUUGGGCGUACAGCGCUAAUGAUGGCAGCACAACUGGGGAACCUUACUAUCUCGAAAGAUCUUAUUGAGAAAGGAGCAAGAGUCAAUGAUCAAGACCAUCUCCAACGAACCUCACUGAUGAUUGCCUGUGAGCAUACCCACAAGGAUGUUGUUGAUUUAUUAGUAAAGAGAGGAGCUCGUACCGAUCUGAUCGAUGCUCAGGGUUAUGAUGCAGCUUACUAUGCUGAGGAGACCGCUGAUCAAGACUUGAAGGAAAGUCUAGAGUCGGCACCUUCAGUGGCAACAUGGGACGUCAAGGGUGCGGAUGAAGCAGAUGAUGAGCCUAAAGCAGACUCCAUUGAUUAUGUGGACCAUUUUGAUGCUAAGAGGUGUGACUCUCCCAUCCCAAUCACACCAAGACAGCAGAAUGGCAAUCUUCAUCAGAUGACCGUGUCGAAUCAGCAUGUCGCUAACACGUCACCCUCAUCAGCAAAGUUAGCUCAACAUUCAAAAGAAAUUAAGGAGAUGGAGGAGGAGAAUGAAGUUCUUUAUGAAGAGCUGAGUAAAUUAACUUUGGAUCAUAAGAAAUCAUUAGAGAAGAUGAAAUCACUGGAGCAUCAGCUACAACAAGCCAGCAUGGGUCAUGGAGACAAUCUCAGGAAUCAGGAAUUCGAAGAGGAGUUUGAGAACAUGAAGCGAUAUUUGCAGAUGGAGAAAGAUAAAAGAACAAAAGCUGAGGCCGAAGUUGAUGUCCUCAAGGCACGUCUUGUGUCAGGCGGGGGAUCUGUAACUGAAGAUGACACUGAAGUUGACAGUAACUGGGGAGACAGUGACGAUGAUCUCUUUGAUCUUCCAGGAAUUGGUGGGUCUCCAGUAAAGGUCAAACCAGCCAAGAGGAUGGAUACGGCCCAUAAAGUUAACGGUGAAAGUACUGGACUAGUGGCCAUCUUACGCAGCCAGAUUGUAUCCCUACGCCAAGAAAAUGAGGAGCUGAAGAAGAAGUCCAACAGAAAUACUCCUUCGGAAUUUGACAGCAGUCGAGUAGCUGAGCUUGAGGAUGAAGUAGCUUCGCUAAGGGAGGAAUUGGAGGAUGUUGAAGGGCGUGAUGUAGUCUCAAUGGACGACUACAAUGAGCUGAAGGAAACUAACAGACUAGAGAUGGCAGAACUUAAUCAAAACAUUAAGAUACUGAUGGAUGAGAUUGCUAACAUAUCACAAAGGCUUGCCGUAUCCACAGAUGAAAAUGAGAGACUGAAACGAAAGAUUGCUCAAGACGGAAGAAAGACCCCUACCCCUAACCACACCUCGUUGAGUAACCUCCAGAAUCAGUAUGAUGACCUCCUCCAGCAGAGAGAAGACCUUAAGGACUCCAUCAAUAAACAAUCUCAAGUCCUGUCCGAUCAGGCGAUUGAAUAUGAACGCUUGAAGGGCAAGCACGAAGAGGUCGUCGCUGAAAACAAGCAGCUUGUGAAUGCGCUGAGUGAACAAACAGUCAAUGGCACGACAUCGGAGGAGUCUGAAGUUCUCUCUGCUGAGAAUGCCAGACUGGAGAGAAUGGUUGCCAAACAGUCCAAAGCAAUCGCCCAGCAGAGUGAACGGGGGAGACGAGAUAAGCAGAAGUACGCAGAGCUCGUUGCAGAGCGGGAUCAACUCCGAAAGGAAAUGAAAGGAAGGACAAACGGCAGCUAUGACAGUCUUGAUAAGGACUCUUACGACGACCUCGUCGAUGAGAACCAUAGACUAAAACACAGCAUUAAGAUGCACGAGGCUAGCCUUGCCAGCAGCCCCGAUAAGAGUCACUGCGAUCAACUAACCAAAGAGAACUGGAGGCUUCAGGACGAAGUCCGAAAACAAGACGACGAGAUGAUCCAGCUACGGAGAGAAGUUAGGAACUCACAGAAAAAUAAAAGCAAUGGACAGACGGAAAAAGAAUCCACAGAUAGCAGGAUACUCCAGGAGAAGAUUAAGCGACUGGAAGGGGAUGAUCUUCAGAGGAGUGAAGAGGCCAGGAAGUUCACCGAGCUGGUCGCUGAGAACCUUCAGCUUCAGAACACUGUCCGUGAACAGGCAGAGCUCUUUGAGAGCCAGUUGCCUGCCUCGAUCGGGUUUAGUAAGAAACGCUACACUGAGCUCCUGACUGAGAACAGGAAACUGAAAGCUCAGUUAGCUAAGGAGAGCCCCGACAGGGGGAUGAGAAGUAGAAGUCAGGACGACUUGGAGGUGGUCAGGAGGGAGGUUGAGACGCUUCAGCAAAAGGUACUGGAGAGCGAUUCUAAAUACAGGCACAUUGUCACCGUGUACAGGUCACAUCUACUCAGUGCCAUACAGGACAGUCUCGACCCAAAAGUCAAGGAAUCGCUGUUAAAAAUAAGCAAAAUACGCAAAGGAGAAGAGUUUGUGUGAGAGGCCACCUUACCUGAUGCAACAAAUUUACCCCACCUGAAUUAUUUUAAUUACCUCUUUAAGGUGUAUUAAUCUUCUGAAUUUGAAAUUCAAUAUUAUUUUUUACUUCCACCACUUUCAACUCAUUCGUGAUUUUUUUAUGUGGCUUAUUACUUGACCUCAGAAGUGGUUGGUUCAAAACUUUUGAGCCAAAGGCUUCAUGCCUGAAGCCUUUCUCGGUUUCAAAUGCUCUUUACCUAGUAGGUUUUUAUGUCCAAUAUUUACCAAAAGUAUUCCCUGUCGUUAACAUUAUUCAAUCCUCUUGAAGACGAUCAGAGCAUACUGAUCAAAACGUUGAGUUGUCAACCACCAAUUCUCUUCAAAAUCCACACUACUCAAAAGAGAUUUACACAUGGUGCUACUGCAAACCUCAUUUUGGUUAGACUGUUCCAAGUUAGAACUUUUCUGAACUUUGAACAACUUAUUCCAAUAAUUACUGUUUGCAAAAGGAAAUGCCCUUCUGUUCUACAAAGUUUAACUGGAAUAUUGUUUAAUAAAAGAUGUUAAUAGAUGUUAAAUAUGUUUGCUAAUAACCAUAAUUAAACCUUGAAAAAGGCGCAGCAGAUUGUGUUCAUGACACUACUAUGCAAAUCAUGUCUGCCUGUUUACAAGAUGGUACACUGUACAGUUUUAAAGUUAUUUAUUUUUUACACUUCCAGAACAAACAACAAAUUUAUUAUGCGGAAAUAAUCCACCUGAUGUAAAUAUAGCUUCAUGAAUCCUGCCAGUGAGUCAUCGUACAUUAUAUAUACUUGCUUAAUGGAUUAAUUUUUUAAUUUCGUUCAAAUUAUGGUUAAGCUUAUUUGUAUGAUUGAUUUGUAUUCAGUGACAUGAGUGAUAAAGAGAAAGAACAAUGUUUUCAGACAAAUUGUAUUCCGCCAAACUUUUGGUUGGUGAAAAGUAUUGUAAAGAACCGUUGAAAAAGUCCGAGCCAGAUUCAGUAAAAAUGUUUCAUAUAUUUGUGUGCAACUUUAUUGUACAGUCACUUUCGAUUUUCAAAACAGAUUUUGGUCAAACAGAAAGGUCAAACUAAAAAUUUUGUGAUUCUGUACUCAUUUUCCAAUAUUCAUCAAGUGAGUGGGACAAAUGUCUCUAAAAGCUUUGAUUUAAAAGAGCUUUGUUACUUUUUCUUCCAGCACUGAACAAAUUAUCACCGUCCUGCUCACUGUCUUCCAUCUUUUCCACUUCUUAUUCAUGAGCUUCAAUGUGAAAUGUUUGAGGUUUCGCAACAUGAAGUUAGACUGAGAUUUUUAUCCGAUAAAUCUACUCCGCGCUAGUAGAAUAAAGAAAGACAGUUAUUCUAAGAACAAACUCUACUUGGCAAAUAACAACACAUGGUGUUACCGCAAACCAAAUAAUAUACAUGUAUGUAGAACAAAUAUGUUGUAAAUUUGAAACUAAAUUCAAUGACAAAACAUAAAUAAUUUAGUUGUUUUUGUCUUGAUCAAAAGGUGCUUGAACUCAUUUUCAAAUUGUGACAAUCUUUGUUGUAUUUAUUACUGAACUACCUACCUACUAAAUAUAGUCUAAUAUGUGUAAAUUAUUGUAUAUUUUGUUUAAAUUAACUUGUUAUGGUUUGAAUGUCUUGACUUAUACCUUGAUUUUGCAUCCACCCUAAAUGAAAUAAGAUGUUAAUUAAUCUGAUUUGGUAAUUACUAUAAUUAACGAAAACUAGAGUUUAAUGGUAUAAAUGAAAGGGGUUCCUGCACAAUAAGUUUUCCAAUCAAAAACCUCAUUUUAAACCUGUUAGUAUUUGUAGUUCAUGUUCAGAUAUUUUACAGAUACUUACCGUAAAAGCUAAUGUAGAGUCUAAUACAUCUAGAUGCACACAACUAUUGACUCAAAACACUACAUGUAUUAUUAAGAUUAUUCAAUACUUGUGUACUUAUUAUUAGUAGCAGUUGAAAUUUUUAAUUUUUGAGUUACAAUCUGGUAUAAAGUUUAUGGUCUAUGAUCAGGCUUGUGGCAUAAUAAUUGCUACAGUAUUCAGUUAACAAUUUUUGUUUUCCUUGGAAAUUUCAAAAAUUCUUCAGGUGCUUUUAGGAAAGAUAUCGCAACCGCUACUUUAUGUAUUCUUAUUUAUCCAUUAACUUUUUGGGGCAAGCAAUACCAGUAUGUCAUAACCAUGGGUGGUUGGUGAGGUGGGGGGGGGGGGCAAGAAAACAAAAACAAACAAUGAGAGCGAAGUUUGAUGUGGUUUGUGAUAUUUUUAAGGUUUCAAUCCAUUCCAAUGUAACCCUAACUCACUUCCGAACUCUAACAAAAUCUAGAAGUAUGGUGAACCAACAUCCAAACCAGUGGACUCUGAUUAUGGUGGUAUGCCUCAUCAAGUAUUAAGCAUGAUGAUUACUCGAGCAGUCUACAUUUUUUUAAGGUCAUUGUAAACCACUUAAGUUUGUACAAAGAAAAACAAAAAACAGAAACCACCAAACAAAACUAGUGCUUCAAGAUGAGUAAUAUUUGUUUUUGCUUGAAGUGAAAAUGUGUUGAUUUUUAUGCAUGCCGUUGGUGCAUAUACAUGUAUUGCAAAUUAAAUAAGUAUUAACAAGUAAACAAGACUGGGUUUUAAUUAUGUAGAUGUAUCUGUUUUGUGUCCGACACUUAUUUGUGCGCUUCUCUAUUUAUGAUCGCUGUUAAACUUGAUACUUCAUAGGGAAAAGAGGUACCUCUCGAUUGGUAUCCUCAUAUGGAUUUCUUUAUAACUCCCCUGUGCGUGGAAGGAGGACAACAUUUUGUUUCAAGACAACCGAGUGUGAAAUUGAUAAGUUUUCUGCCAUUCAUUAUAGUCUCCAUAGGACGGUUAAAUUCUGCAUGGGAAUGGAAAAACAUCUCUUUUGGGGUAACUCUAGCAACAAAAUGCAACAGUAAAGGCACCUUUUUUUUCAGGAGCCAUUGUAUUGCUUACAGCCUUUCAUUACUUGCAGCCUUUCGUUACUGGAAAAAAAGUACUCUGCCAUAUCAUUGUGAAUGCUAUGUAAAACAUAGAGUCGGCACAAAUUGGUAUGGCAUUAUUGUCAACUCAACUCAUCUGACUAUCCAGUUCAGGUUUAGCAAUCUCUUGUGGAUGCAUGUUCUUUACUUCCUGGUUUUGGUCUCACUCGGCUGAUGCUAGUGAUGCCUUGCUUUUUGUAUUAAAACCCAUAGCUUUUCUCAUGAACAUGAGUUCUAUAUUAACCACGUAUGUUCCAACAUCCAACUACAUUCUCUGUAUUGCUUUAAAGGGGAUUGUUUCAAUGUUUUAUAGUAGCAACAGCUCCCCAGUGCUUUUUACUAAGUAAGCCGAGUAUUUACCAAAGGUGUACCCUCCCUCUUAAAGGCAGUGGACACUAUUGGUAAUUACUCAAAAUAAUUAUUGGC
Asterias rubens (European starfish) is the source of this 7095-nucleotide messenger RNA. Its product is annotated as ankycorbin-like. Gene Ontology annotation, cellular component: nucleus; cytoplasm. NCBI's taxonomy places the organism in Eukaryota, Metazoa, Echinodermata, Asteroidea, Forcipulatida, Asteriidae. Bases 871 to 3699 code for a protein of 942 amino acids. The transcript has 18 exons. The record is from RefSeq and is a predicted model, not a curated record. Gene Ontology annotation, molecular function: protein binding.